UUGGGUUUCUAAAAUUAAUUGAGCAUCUUUCCUGUGUUAAGUCAACUCUCUCGUUUCAUCGUCAAGGAAGUAGGAGGAACUAUGGCGGCUUCUUCUUUUAUCUCAUCAGUCGCAAAAAGGCUGGAAGGGAAGGUAGCUCUAAUCACUGGCGGAGCUAGCGGUAUUGGGCAAUGCACUGCUAAAGUCUUUGCAAGCCAUGGAGCCAAAAUUGUGAUCGCUGAUAUCCAAGAUGAAUUUGGCCAUUCCAUUUGUGAGACCAUAGGCCCUUCAAAGUGUUCGUACGUACACUGCAACGUCACCGAUGAAAACCAAAUUAAAAAUGCUGUUGACAAAGCUGUCGCCACUCAUGGCAAGCUAGACAUCAUGUUCAACAACGCCGGCAUAGUCGAUCCCAACAAGGCUCGCAUAAUCGACUGUGAGAAAUCAGAUUUUGAACGUGUUCUCAGUGUAAACGUCACAGGGGUUUUCCUAGGGAUCAAGCACGCUGCUAGGGUGAUGGUUCCUGCUCGAAGUGGUAGCAUAAUUUCAACUUCUAGCAUAAGCUCCUUAGUCGCUGCUGCUGCCACACAUGCCUAUUGUGCCUCAAAGCAUGCUGUCCUGGGACUGACGAGGAAUGCUGCUGUUGAGCUGGGGCAAUUUGGGAUUAGAGUUAACUGCCUGUCUCCCUACGCUCUUGCAACGCCUUUAGCGACCGGAUUCAUCGGGGUUAAUGAUGAGGAGCUUGAGAAAGCGAUGAGUUCGUUAGCUAACCUCAAGGGUGUUUAUCUUAAAGCAGAAGAUGUAGCAAAUGCAGCUCUUUAUCUAGCAAGUGAGGAGGCAAGGUAUGUAAGUGGGCACAAUCUAUUCAUAGAUGGGGGCUUUAGUAUUGUUAAUCCGUCAUUCCACAUGUUCCAAUACCCCGACGAAUCUUGAGUUAAAUAUUUUGCUAUUAUCAAAUUAUAAUUAGCUUGUAAUUGAAGUUUUAUGGAGGUUGUAUUAAUAAGGAUUCAGAUGAUGUUUGUUUUUAUUAUCAUUUUAAAAAGUUCUGAAUUUGUGGGU
Messenger RNA from Durio zibethinus, 1038 nucleotides. RefSeq names its product secoisolariciresinol dehydrogenase-like. The record is from RefSeq and is a predicted model, not a curated record. Gene Ontology annotation, molecular function: oxidoreductase activity. NCBI's taxonomy places the organism in Eukaryota, Viridiplantae, Streptophyta, Magnoliopsida, Malvales, Malvaceae.